This is a messenger RNA of Histoplasma capsulatum G186AR, 1323 nucleotides long. Its product is annotated as DUF159 domain-containing protein. The transcript is spliced from 3 exons. Bases 1 to 1323 code for a protein of 440 amino acids. The record is from RefSeq and is a predicted model, not a curated record. Lineage: Eukaryota; Fungi; Ascomycota; Eurotiomycetes; Onygenales; Ajellomycetaceae. Gene Ontology annotation, biological process: DNA damage response. Gene Ontology annotation, molecular function: single-stranded DNA binding.
AUGUGUGGCCGGUAUGCCAUGGGCAUUCGCCUCGCAUUCAUUCGAAACCAAUUACAACAGCGUGGCCAACCCGUGGAUGAAGCAGCAGAUGACUAUGACGUGAGGCAAACUUACAAUUUUGCCCCUGGGAGUUACGGCGCGGUCUAUCGCGCAGACACCUCUGAUCAUGGCAGCCUUGUCGGGUCCCAGAACGCGGACGAAGACACUGGCAACAACGAGCAAGUGGAAGAUCACGAGGCACACGAUGAGCCAACGAAGACACCGAAGAACAGAACACUUUAUAAACUUCAAGCCAUGAAGUGGGGGUUGAUCCCUUUUUGGACCAAACGAUCGCCUGAUUACGGCUCUAUGUUGAAAACAAUCAAUUGCCGGGACGACUCUUUAAUCGAGGAUAGGGGAAUGUGGACGUCCAUGAAGAGAAAGAAGCGCUGUGUUGUAAUCUGUCAAGGCUUUUACGAAUGGCUGAAAAAAGGCCCCACUGGGAAAGAGAAAGUUCCACAUUAUGUCCGCCGGAAGGACGGGGAUUUCAUGUGUUUUGCUGGUCUUUGGGACUGUGUUCAGUAUGAAGGCUCCGAUGAGAAACUCUACACGUACACCAUUAUCACCACUAGUUCGAAUGCAUAUCUUAGGUUCCUUCAUGAUCGAAUGCCUGUCAUCCUCGACCCCGGGAGCCGUGAAAUGGCUACAUGGCUUGAUCCCCAUCGCAUUACCUGGUCAAAGGAACUCCAAUCAAUUCUCAAGCCCUAUGAAGGGGAGCUCGAGUGCUAUCCCGUCAGCAAAGAAGUAGGGAAAGUAGGAAACAACUCUCCAGAGUUUAUUAUCCCGGUAAACAGCAAGGAAAAUAAAAGCAACAUUGCGAACUUUUUCACUGGUACUGCCAAAGGCAAACCUGGGCAGAAGCCCCAAGGUCAUGAUAUCACCGAAACUAGCGGCGAAAAGUCACAAGAAGCAAAUUACGUUUCGGUGCUUGAUCAGGAGAGCAAAGGGGAACAGGGAGAAAGAGAUCUCAAAACUGAAACAAAUUUAACUACAUUCAAAUCAGAUGACGAUGCUGAUUCUGCUGCGCAGAUCUCGGCAGCUAAACGAAAACGGGCAUCCCCGGAAGCUACUGAAGCCCGUGAUGUAGCAGCCAAUCCCCCUAAAGUAACGAAACCAAACAUCGCGCAGCUUCCCCCUGAAAAGGAUUUUGUCCAAUCUCCCACAAAAUCUAGUGGUAAAAAUAAAAAAAUGAGGAGCGCUACCAGCAACGGUUCAGCCCUGAAGCAAGGGAAGGCCAAAAAGGCGGCAAGCGGGACUCAACGAAUCACUAAUUUCUUUAAAUAA